This is a messenger RNA of Doryrhamphus excisus (bluestripe pipefish), 5148 nucleotides long. It is a transcript of the gene mex3b, whose product is annotated as mex-3 RNA binding family member B. The record is from RefSeq and is a predicted model, not a curated record. Lineage: Eukaryota; Metazoa; Chordata; Actinopteri; Syngnathiformes; Syngnathidae. Gene Ontology annotation, molecular function: RNA binding.
GUCCACGACUCUCAGUCUGGCUGUGGAAGGACUCAGACAGAAGAUUACUACAUGUUUUAUUUUAUUUUAUUUUUUACUGCAUGUGUUAUUUGACUACAUGUAUUAUUUGACUACAUUUAGUGGAGGAAAGACGCGUUGUCUCUGCUGAUUCGCUGGGACUGUACCGGGACUUUUCUCGCACUCCAGUGGAAGACAAAGGGUUGGAUGUUGACAGUGUUCCUGUCCUCCAGACGCAGACAUUUCUUAUUGUUUGAUUCUCGUCUUGAAAAAGCUGCUUUUCGUCCUCCUCGUCGGUGAAGAUGCCCAGCUCGCUGUUCGCCGACGGCAGCCUCCACGGAGACGCGCUGGACGAGCAGAGAGCUUUGCAGGUCGCCCUGGACCAGCUCUCUCUCCUCGGGCUGGACACCGACGACCACCCGCUGUGCGACCACGACGAGCCCCGGACUAAAAGUGUCAACAUGACCGAGUGCGUCCCGGUGCCCAGCUCCGAACAUGUGGCCGAGAUUGUAGGCAGACAAGGAUGUAAGAUUAAAGCAUUGCGGGCGAAGACCAACACCUACAUCAAGACCCCAGUCCGAGGUGAGGAGCCGGUUUUUGUGGUGACGGGCAGAAGGGAGGAUGUGGCGAUGGCCCGAAGAGAGAUCAUCUCGGCGGCAGAGCAUUUCUCCAUGAUCCGAGCUUCCAGAAACAAAAACACCAGCCUGAACGGGAAUGCCACUCCGGUUCCUGGCCCCCCUAACUUACCCGGACAGACCACCAUACAGGUGCGUGUACCCUACCGUGUUGUGGGUCUUGUUGUUGGACCCAAGGGCGCCACCAUCAAGCGCAUCCAAAAGCAGACCCACACUUAUAUUGUGACUCCGAGUCGGGACAAGGAGCCGGUGUUUGAGGUGACGGGAAUGCCAGAGAAUGUGGACCGAGCCCGAGAGGAGAUCGAAGCUCACAUCGCCAUGAGAACAGGAGGUGUCAUCGAGCUCCAGGAUGAAAAUGAUUUCCAUGCCAAUGGGACAGAUGUGGGUUUUGACCUGCAGGGACACCCCAACUCGUGGUCCAAGCCGAGCGCUGGGAUGACGCCCAAGCCCUUCUCCAAAUACCGCAACGACUCAUCCUCCUCCCUCGGCAGCGCAUCCACCGACUCCUAUUUUGGCUCUCGUAUGGCAGACUACAGCCCACCCAGCCCCACCCUGAGCUACACAACCAACAACAACAACAACAACAUCAGUGUCAACACAAACGGCAACAUCUAUGGAAAUGAGGUGAUCUCUCCCGACGGCACUGAGCUGACGUUUGAUUCACCACCACUCCUUGAAACUACUCCAAACCCCACUGGGAGUUUCUGGUCCCAGUAUGAAAACCGAAUCACCCCGUCCUCGACCAGUUCUCCGACCUCCACACCCGCAUUUUAUCCCAACAACGCCAACAACGUGAUGGUGAGUCAAAGACGGAUCGACAGAGACCAGCGAGAGUCCAGACUCUCACCUCCUCUCCACGCCGGUACCACCGAGCACCCGUUACCCCGACGGGCACCGAGCGACCCCACUGGAGACUUGCUGGGUUUUCCCGGCAACACCUUGGCAUCUCUGACGAGCGCUCACCUUCCGUACGACUCCUCUGCCUCCUCCUCGUCCUCCUCUACCUCGUCUAGCAGCCGAAAAAGCAGCCGUGACUGUUCGGUGUGCUUCGAAAGCGAGGUCAUUGCUGCGCUGGUCCCAUGUGGACACAACCUCUUCUGUAUGGAAUGUGCCAACCGCAUCUGCCAGAGAAGCCAACCCAAAUGCCCCGUCUGCCAAACCAGCGUCACUCAGGCCAUACGUAUAUUUUCAUAACACCUCACAACAAAAGACCUGGAUACGGUAUUAUUAAUCAUCAUCAAUGCAGAAAGUGUACAUAGCGUUACGGGCGGUUAUGUUCCGAGUGUCCAAAUGUAACUCGACUGGUCGUCCAACGGCUCUCUUAGGCGUCACACUAAGUGAGGUCUACCAACGUACCGUUAAGCAAAGUCUGGCCCGGGUGCCAUUUGCUACUUUUUGAUUGGCCCGUGGCAAGAAAGCAAGAAAUUCCAUUAUGUAUUUCAUCCAAUAACAAAACAGGGCUUUACAGCAUAAUAUUUGCGCUAAUCAAAUGUUGACAAAGUCCAGUAAUCCCUCACCACUUUCACUUUCAUGGCUUUACUCUAUCACGGUUUUGCAAAAAUAUUCAUUCAUUCAUUUUCUUCCCCUUAUCCUCGCGAGGGUGCUGGAGCCUAUCCCAGCUGUCUUUGGCCGAGAGGCGGGGUACACCCUGGACUGGUCGCCAGCCAAUCACAGGGCACAUAUAGACAAACAACCAUUCACACUCACAUUCAUACCUAUGGACAAUUUGGAGUGGCCAAUUAGCCUAGCAUGUUUUUGGAAUGUGGGAGGAAACCGGAGUACCCGGAGAAAACCCACAAAUGCACGGGGAGAACAUGCAAACUCGACAUAGAGAUGGCUGAGGGUGGAAUUGAACCCAAGCUGUGAGGUUUGGGUUACCACUCGACUAACUACUCGACCGCCAUGCAGCCUUGCAAAAAUAUAUUCACUAAUAUUACAUACAUAUUACAUUAUUAGUCUAUUGAAGCAAUUUUUUUGGACUAAAUUAAACAUUUUCAAGCAUAAAAAUAGCAAAAUGAAGUAAAAUAAAAAUAUAAGGCAUUCGGAAGGGACAUACUAAGAUGAUGGUAUGUUGUAUUCUACACUAGUCGCUAGGUAUCGCUAAUGUUACUGUAAUGUUGGAUGAGACACACAAGCACCGGAACAAUGAAUGAUCUUAGAACAAGCACAAUAAUCACAGUAAUACUGUUGCGGCCAUAACUCAACUCUGAACCCCCAAAGUCACUUCCUGUGCAACACCGAAACGCAACGCACACAAUCAUGAUCACAUGUCUUUUUGUCUUUUAUGAUGUCUACUUUUUGGGGGUAAUAGGAGUGUAAAGUUGACUAUAGGGGUGUUAUUUAAUGUGUAGAGGGCUCCAAUGAUGUUAAAAACUGUAAAAACUAUCUUAUAUUAUCUAUUUAAAAUGAAGGAAACCUACUUUGUGGAAAUUCACUUUUCAUAGUCGGGUUUGGAAUCAUAACCGAAAUAAAGAGUGGGGAACCUGCAAGCCACAAUCGCCAUCGACACUCCAUUUGCCGUGCCAUGUCUUUGACUUGAUGGAUUAUUUUCCGUCUAUCUAUAUUUCUAUUCAAGUCCAUUCAUCUCUCAAGUCUCAUAAUAAUAAUAAUAAAAGGAAGAAGGUGUGAUUUAAGGAAAUUCCCUUGUUGGACACCCCUGGCCUUUGGGUCUUGGACUGAAUAAAGGACUGUGUUGUAGUUUGGGGACAUAUUUGAAACCUGUACAUGCAUGUUUUAAAUAAUAAUCAAUAGCGCUAGUGGCUUGUAUCUUUAUAUUGAUGUGGCAGGAUGCAGGUACUGUUAGCACGGCGAGCUAACGGUCGGACAUAUAAAACUAGCUUGGCUCCUGUUUACAAACCACAAGAGGGAGUAUUAUCCCACACGCUUGCGUAUCAAAUGCAUUUCCUCAAAGGUUUGAAGUAACAAGAUAGAAGUAUUCGAUCCUCUUUUGACUUGAAAGUUGCAUUUCUUAUUACAAAGAUGUUUACAGAUAUUUUGAGUUCAGUGAACUUUUUUGUAGCUGGGUUUAUUUUUUUGGAAUUGAUCACUGUAUUACUUUAACUACACCCGGGUGAGGAAGAGAAGUUAUGUAUUACAUUUGACAGUAUUGUGUUGUGAUGGGAUGAUUGUUUUUUUUUAGGCUUUUAAAUAUGCUACACUUGGCAUAUUUUUUAUUCAGUAAUAUAAAGCAUAUUUUAUGCUAUAUUGUUAUUUUAAAAACUUUCAAAUGUACAAAUAUGACUAAGGUGAGGACAAAGAAACAAUGUAUGCUUUUUCAAAAUUUCUAUGAAUGACAUUUUGGUGGGAAUAACAGGCUUCUGUUGCACCACGACAGCUUUAGUAUUUCUAUUUUAAUACCUUUAUUUACCACUUGUUUACAUAUAUGUAGUUAUUUUAGUGUAAAUGGGCUUAAUUGAGCAAAUUUUAAGAACAGAAUAUAUUUUAUUUUAUGAUAAAGGGCCUUUAUCCUCAUGGUUAAUAUUUCCUGAGAUUUGAAAAUGUAUCAAGAGUUUUAUUUUUCUGACAUUUAAAAAUUAUACAUAAGUAACGGUGCUACUUGUUGCUUUUUUUCUUUGUUUGUUUGUUUUUUUAAGUAUUUCUAUACCAGUCAAAUAAAGAAAUGGUACAUUGGAAAGUGGUUAUUUAUUCCAGACUUGCCACAGUCGGUUAAUUCCUAAACUACAGCAGCCAGACGGGAACACACGUUGCCAAGAGUCAGGCUGCAAGGUGACUAUCUUGAUGCUCUGAUGGGGGAGGUUGGGGCCCACUAUGUCCCUAAACCCUAAAGGCUUAAUUAUGCUCCUAUGCCAACUUGCUAUACCCCGUCCAAACCCUCAAAGCGUGAUGUGUGCUUCCAAAACAUUUCAUCGACAUCAACAACAACACAGACUACAAAGCUGUGAUUGGUUGGCCGUUAUCAGUUUUUCCCUUUUGGGGAAUUAAUUUAUGAUUCAUUCAUUAUCCAAUAACAAUAAAUAAACCGUUAAGUCACCAAAAAAAAUCCAUAAAUGAACCAAGAUUACCGAUAUUGUCCUGGUGAGCAAAUCAAGCGCUCAGUUUUUCUCCUGCAUGUUCUCACUUUCCCUGAGCUCACUUAUAAACAAACAUUGACGGUUUCAGAGGAAGUCAUUUUGCAUGCUAGUUGCAUCAAAUGCUCCACAAUGUAGGAAAAAAACAUCAAGUGGUGUCACAAGAAAAAAAAUGUCUGUGACAAUAAUACAUUCAUCAGACAAUACAUGGAAAUGACCUCGAAAGUGCCCCAUAGAACAAUGGCAUGAAUGGAGUGAGCUUUGUGUCAGUUGGUGGAGGUGGGGCAGAAGAGUUAACCUCAUAUGGACUAAUGUAAGGUAACAUAAAUUAGUGAAUUGAAAUAUAUUGUCACCCUGGACUGGUGGCCAGCCAAUCACAGGGCACAUAUAGACAAACAACCAUUCACACUCACAUUCAUACCUAUGGACAAUUUGGUGUCGCCAAUUAACCUAGCAUGUUUUUGGAAUGUGGGAGGAAACCGGAGUAC